CACUGCUUCCCAUAUCCGCGUUUUGCGCCGUCUGGGCUACUCGAGUCGCCUCACAACCGGACUACCGAGGGCGCUUGUGCUCUUUCUCCCAUCUCAACAACAUCUUCACCGGGAUUUCUUUCAAACCAAAACCAUAUGAGAUGCAAGUUCACCGGGAAACUCCGGAGCCCGUUCGGUUCAGGCAGCAAAACUUUUUCUCAAAGGACACCACGGUGAAACGACGAGUGGACUGUUGCUGCUGCCGCCGCCGCUGCCCCUCCGCGGGACGGUUUGUGUGUAUAUGACCUGAGUGCUCAUACCUUCACGGUAUUGUUGUUUUUCCGGCGGAGUUGUUGUUAGCAGCGUGGCAGCGGCUUUAUUGUUGAAUUCAGUUCGGGGCUGGCUCUGGUCGCUCUCAGGCUGGGUGUUACUUGUGUUUUCGGGAGCGGUUUGUUUGGAAACAGAACCGAGGAGGGAAGAAGAAACGGUCACUCGCGAGCUCUUAGCCGUAUGACUGCUAGGCUCGCAGCCCUUUAAACCUCCCCGGUUUUUGCUCGCUUAGGCGGCUGUUGUCGGUCGUAUCUUCCGUCCGCUGCCCGGCCGGCUGCCUGGGACCCUUCGCCUGGGAAGGCAGCGAGGUAGAGGACACUAGGUGGUGGAGGUGGAGGAAGAGGUGGCCGGAGGAGGAGGAGGUGGUGGCGGUGGCGGUGAGCUUGACGGGGAGAAAAGUUCUUCCAAAAUAGCAGCCACUCGGCCCAGUGAUGGGGGACUUCGCCUCCCCCGCUGCCGGACCCAACGGCAGUAUCUGCAUCAACAACAGCAUGAACCCGGCCACCGGGAGUGUGGUGGCCGCCGGGGCGGUGGGCAUACCUAAACACAGCACGGUGGUGGAGAGGCUGAGGCAGCGAAUAGAGGGCUGCCGGAGACACCACGUAAACUGCGAGAACAGGUACCAGCAAGCCCACGCCGAGCAGCUGGAGAUAGAGCGCAGAGAGACGGUCAGCCUGUACCAGCGGAGUCUGGAGCAGAGGGCCAAGAAGUCGGCCGGCGGCAGCAGCAAGCAGCCGCAGAGCAAGCAGCCGGACCCGGACUCUGCCUCGUCUACGGAACAGAGGAAUAACACGCUCAUAGCGCUCCAGGAGACUGUAAAAAGGAAACUGGACAGUGCACGAUCACCCCUAAAUGGAGAACAGAAUGGCAUCUGUGAUGGAGGCAGCUACUCACCGACUACCAAACGGGUACGGAAGGAUGGCUCCUGUGGUUUGGACUCACUAACAGGUCUCCCUAACAACAACAAUAACAACAAUGUACCACCCAUCUCUCCACUGCAUCACCAAAUGGACAUUAAGCCCAUACUUGGCGGGCCCAACACUUCCACCGGAAACAACACUACAAACAGCAAUGGCAACCACAUAGGCCAGGCAUCAGACGAGCUGGGGAAGAACGGUGGCAGCCAUCUCCCAGACAUGAAGCUGAAUGGCUCGCUGCCAGACCUGGAGGACAGCUUCAGCCUCCUCAAAGACCUGAAACAGGAGCCACUGGACGACGGAGGAGGGAUGGAGUCCUCUGAUCCCCAGUCUCUGUCCAAUCAGAACAAACUGUUCUCUGACAUCAACCUCAAUGACCAGGAGUGGCAGGAGCUGAUCGAUGAGCUGGCCAACACUGUGCCAGAGGACGAUAUGCACGACCUCUUCAACGAGGACUUUGAAGACAAGAAAGAGGCAGAGUUUGGCAGGCCAGUGAACAAUCAGACACCAGGCCCACAGGAAGCAGCUGGGAAUACAACGGCACCUGGAGGCGGGGCGGCGCCAGCAGCAGCCCUCCCUCCUCCUCCUCAGCCGCCACAGGGAGGCCCACAGGUUCCCAUGGGCUCACCACAGGUCCGACCAUCAUCGUCAGGCCCUCAGUUUGCCACCACUGCCAAUGGAACGCCUCCACAGCAACCUUUGCAGCAGUCUCCAGCCGUUGCCAUGGCAUCAGGUUCCCCAUUGCACAAUUGUGUGGCUCGCUCCCCUCAGACCCCGACCCAGGCUCAGACGCAAGCAGUCUCUAGGCCGGGGAAUGGAUACAUGAUGAACCCAGGCCCAGGGGUCAGUCAAGCGGGCACAGGCCCUGGAGCGGCUGGGGUUGCACCUGGUGGUCAGCCUGUAGGGCCAGUGACACCUGAACUUUCUCCAGCAGAGCAGCUAAAAGCAAUGGCUCAGCAGCGUGCUAAACUGCUGCAGCAGAAGCAGCAGCAGCAACAAGCAGCUAACUGGUCCCCUGCAGGUGCUCCAACUAGCCCCUAUAACUCUGGUCCCUUUAACCAAGACAAACCCAACAGCCCCAUGAUGUACCCACCGCAAGCCUUUAACACACCACAGGGCCCUCUAGUGGCUGGGAUGGCCCCCAACAAUGGGCCCAAAGCCCCCAUGAACAACUACCUCCCUCACAACCACAUGGGCAUGAUGGGCCAGCAACAGCCAAACAGCAUCAACCAGAACACCCUGUCCAAACAACAGCAGCAGCAACAGCAGCAAACAGCAGCCAUGCUGUCCUAUAACAACACCAAACCACUGAGUCACUUCAGCGGUAGCGGGGUUGAUCACAUAGGCCAGAGGAUGACUCCACCCAUGGGAGGGAACAAUCAGGUCAAGAACCCCAUGAUGCCUCCCUACAUGGGUGGUGGGGGAGGCGGCAGCCAGGGCGCCGGGCCAGGGCAGACCCAGGGGCCAAUCCCAGGACAGACAGCACACCUGAGUGAGGAGCAGAAGAGGAUGUUGCUGAUGAAGCAGAAAGUGUUGAACCAGAACAUGCCCUACAGCGCCAUGCAGCCUCAUGGACAGGAACAAGGAGUGGUGGGAAUGUCACGACCACCGGGCGCCAUCCCGCCUCCUCACCCUGCUGGUGGCGUGGCCUCAGGUGUGGGGCCCAACCAGGGAUCAGGUCCACCUCCUGGCUACGUGGGGAACCAGCAGCAGGCGGCCAUGAUGAAGCAGAUGAUGGCGAUGGAGCAGGAGAAGAGGGUGCAAAUGCACAUGAUGGAGCAGCAGAAACAGCAGCUCUUCAGAGAGCAGAGACAACAGCAGCAGCAGCAACUGCUGGCCGAACAGCUCCAGCAGCAGCAGCAUCUCCCUAGACAGAUGGGCCAGGGCCAGAGGAAUCCAUACCCUCAAGUCAAUCAGUACCAAGGUCCUCCUCAGGAUCUGGCAUCCAGGAGCCAGGCUCUUCAGAACAUUCGGGCCGCCCGUCUCCUGCAACAGCAGCAGCAGAACCAGCAGCAGAUGGUCCAGAUGAGUUCUGUUCAGGGCCAGGGGGGAUCAGUGGGACCCCAAACUGACAUGGGCUUACCCUACGGCAACCAGGGGUCCAACCAGGGUUCCCUGUACGGGCUCAACCCCUCCAUGAGCCAAAUGAUCCACCAGCAGCAGCACCAGAGCCAAAGUGUCCAAGCCUCCAUGGGUCUUCCACCGCAGCACAACCCUGCCGGAGGGCCACCGCGGCAGGCAGGUGCAGGUCCUGGGGUCGGAGGGAUGCCCGGAGGCCCCGGAGGUGGUGGAGCUGGAGGGUAUGGAGGACAGGGGAUGUUAAUGAACUCCAUGACCCAGCAACCCCUCAAAGGCCCCCCUAACGCCAAAGCCCAAGCACAGAGACUGCAAAGCAUGCUGGGAGCAGGAGGAGGAGGUGCGGGAAUGGCGGCGGGCGGCUGGCCGCAGCAGCAAGGACAGAGUCUGCAGGCCAUGGGGGGAGGAGUCGGAAGGACUACAGGAGGAGGGGGAGGAGAAAUGGUGGGGUUCAGCUCUGCCCAGGGUUAUGGGAUGCAGCCGGGUCAACCCCCGCGCAUGGCCAAGCAACACUUUCAGGGCCAGGGGAUGAGCCAGGGAAUGGACCCCAGGGUGGGCAACCCAGCGGCCGGUAUGGGCGGCCCAAUGAUGGGCCCUCACAUGGGCGGUCAGCCCAGGACCAACCAGCCACGACCCAUGGUCAUGAACCAGGGGAUGAACCAGGGGGUGAUGGGCCAGGGGAUGUCUGGGAUGGCAGGGUUCGGACCAGGCCCUGGGGGGCCUGGAAUAGGGGCAGGGGGAGGAGGAGGUGGACCCUACGGACCAGGGGGAGUUGGGGUUGGAGGUCAGCCACCGGGCUACCAGAGGACAGCCAAUCAGGACAUGUCAUCCUAUGGUUAUGGGGGCGGGCCCUCAGGGGGAGGAGCUUUUGGACUGGGCGAUGGCUCAGGGGCGGAGCUGGACUCAAGCGAUGGUUGGAUGGAGGAGUUUUUCCCGAGCCAAUAGCCAACGGGGAAACUGGAGAUGAGUUUUUACUGGAUGAACUAAACAUUAAAGCAGGACAAAUGUUAAAACCUGAGAAAGUAAAACAAGACGGAUGACAUGAUGUGAACUGGCAUGUUUUUGUUUUGUAAAACAUGAGCAAGGUUAUAAAUGAGUUCUUGUGUUUUCUGUGUGCGUCUGUGUGUGUGUGUGUGUGUGUGAGAGAUGGAGAGAACGAUCAUUAUGUCUCGUGCAUAUUAAUGAAAAACCAAUAUAGAGAUUAAAAGGUGUGUUUCAUUAGUUUCCUUUUUUUCCUCCACGGAAUGAUUUUUUGUCAUGUUCCAGUGUUUGAAAGCGAGCCCCGUUUACACAGCAGCGCUUUGAGCCCGAGCUUCAGCAGGGGCUGAUUGAACACCGCAGACUGAUGAAGGGGAAGGAAGACUUGUUCUCAAGACAGCAAUUUAUUUGUGUUUGUGUGUUUGUGCCACCCAGCUCAGUGCUUCAGAUCUCUCAACUAUGUGAGGAGCUGAAGGGAGUAGAAAGCACUCUCAGCGCUCCCAUUUCCUUUCUUAGAUUUGUGCCCCCCCAUACACACACACACACACGCACACACACACACAAAUCUGUCUCCCUCGUGCUCUCUCACUUUGUUCUCUUCACUUGAUCUCUCUCUCUCUCUCCCAUCCUCCUUCCCUCUCUCCUCCCGUCUUUCCCACCCUCUCUCCAGAGACUCCUUCCUCCCUCUCAACACUCCUUUCUCUGUUUAAAUUGUGAACAUCAUAACAGAACAAAUGAUGUUCUUCUAUUGUGCCACACAAGCACACUCUGCCCUCUAGUGCUUUUGCUAGGUAACCGACCUAGGAGGCGUUUUUACGGGGGGGGGGGUUCAUUUCCUGUGCGUAGCUGUGGAUGACAGGUAUGCAUGCAGAGGAAAACAAAGAGAGUGAAAAGCAGAGAAAGAGGGAGAGAAUAGGCAGCUAAAGCAAGCACUAGGACUCAAAAGCUCAUACACACACAAGCACACACACGCGUAUACAAACCAACAAACAGACAAACAAUUAUCAGCCCGGGAGGAUGAGCGGAUGUGUGAGAGGCAGCUAACAGAGCUAAUAUUACAUUAAACCUUCUGCCUGUGUGACACAAACCACAUCACAUGCAUGAGGCUGACACAAAGCAAAACAGUCGCUGGGCACUGAAUGUAUUCAAGCACCGCAAGUGACUUCUUCUUUUUAAGGAAAAAAAAAAAGCUAAUUGAAAGCCCACCCACAUU
Chelmon rostratus (copperband butterflyfish) is the source of this 5493-nucleotide messenger RNA. RefSeq names its product mastermind-like transcriptional coactivator 3 (gene maml3). Gene Ontology annotation, cellular component: nuclear speck; nucleoplasm. Lineage: Eukaryota; Metazoa; Chordata; Actinopteri; Chaetodontiformes; Chaetodontidae. Bases 741 to 4247 code for a protein of 1168 amino acids. Gene Ontology annotation, molecular function: transcription coactivator activity. The record is from RefSeq and is a predicted model, not a curated record. The transcript has 6 exons. Gene Ontology annotation, biological process: Notch signaling pathway; positive regulation of transcription of Notch receptor target.